Carassius carassius (crucian carp) is the source of this 4752-nucleotide messenger RNA. RefSeq names its product tripartite motif containing 2b (gene trim2b). Gene Ontology annotation, biological process: negative regulation of translation; proteasome-mediated ubiquitin-dependent protein catabolic process; protein polyubiquitination. The transcript is spliced from 13 exons. The record is from RefSeq and is a predicted model, not a curated record. Lineage: Eukaryota; Metazoa; Chordata; Actinopteri; Cypriniformes; Cyprinidae. Gene Ontology annotation, molecular function: protein binding; translation repressor activity; zinc ion binding. Bases 326 to 2428 code for a protein of 700 amino acids.
GUAGUGCAGAGACGGGGAAGUGAACAGAAACGAAAAGAGACUGUGCAAAACAGCCCCCACCCCUCCUCUACGGGAAAUGGGUCUCAGGCUGAUAAUGAGUAAGGGGAGAAGCUCAUGUAACGCUGAUGCAUCUGAAGCUACGCAGCUAUGGAGGAAAGGGCCCAGUGUCAAAUGAGGGGAGACUGUGAUUGGCCCCUGCAGCCUGUGGUCUGUUUGUGUCUCCAGUGGAUCAAAUACACCUUCUUCCCUUAAUAUCUCUGUGUUAUAUAAGAAAGCACACAUUUAUAUGCACAACUCCUGAGCUACAUCUCUCUAAGGCUUCACUAUGGAAGCCCGUUUCCACAACAGAGUAAAAAAUAUGAAAGGUUUGUGCUUUCUACAUCCUUGUAUUGUGGGUGCAGUUACAUCUUCCAACCGCAUGGAGGCGCAGCAGGCUUCUCCUGACAGCAGCAGUGAGGAAUGUACUGUACUAGAGGCUCUGCCUGGCAAGGGAACAGCGCUCAUUUGCUCUCAACACAAAGGAAAAGUGUCUGUGUUGUACUGUUUGGCCUGUGAGAAUUGCGUAUGUGAGGACUGUAUGAAUGGAGAACAUGCUGAGCACCCCACUGAUUCACUGGAAAAUAUUGUGGACCAACAGCUAGCGGCAUUACAGGACAGAGUGGAUUCAGCCAAGAACAGGCUUCCUCAGAUAAGAGAGGCAGUUCAGAGUUUGAGAGACAUUCUGCAGCAGUUGAACUCUCAGCGGAGCUCCAUAGAGGAAGACAUCCACUCCUCCUUCAGUGAGCUGCACAAAACCCUCGAUACACGCAAGAGCGUCCUGCUCAUGGAGCUGGAAGUCACUUCUGGACUGAAGCAGAAGGUUUUGCAGGCUCAGUUGGACACUCUUCUGCAGGAGGAAGCUGCCAUCAACUAUAACUGCAGUCUGACCGGUGAAGCCCUGGACAGGGAAAACAAGGCUGCCAUCCUGCAGACCCAUAAAGACGUAGGAGAGAGACUCAGUGACCUGGCCAGUCAGGGCCUUCCUCUUCAGCCUGAGGAGAACGACCAGCUGGAUCUCAUGAUGGAGAUCGAAGGACUUCGCAAGUCCAUCCACAACCUGGGGACUAUCGUCACCACCAAUGCCGUGGCCAGUCAGACCGAGGCGACAGGGGAGGGUCUGGAACAGUGCAUCGUGGGCCAGCUGGCAACUGUCAUCAUAACCACAAGAGACAAGUCUGGAGGACUGUGUAAGACGGGUAACGCCAUCAUCUCAGCUGAAGUCUGCACGCCGGAUGGCAGCGUUGCAGACGGCGAAAUCGUGGACCAUAAAAACGGAACGUAUGAAUUCCAAUACACGGUGAAGAAAGAGGGAAAUUUUAGUCUAGCGCUUAGACUUUAUGAUCAGCAUAUUAGAGGAAGCCCCUUCCAGUUAAAGGUGACCUGCUCUCCGGAUGAUUCUCCACCCACCACCACCGCAGCCAAUGCUACAUCCACGGGUUCCAGCGAUGGUGGGGCGCGGAAACGGAGCGCAAAGUCCCCGGGGAGCAGAAGCCGGCAGAAAGGCGUCCGACGGGCAGGAAGCUUGUUCAGCACCCCGAAAAAGAGAGUGAACCCGAUUGAGGAUGACCUCAUUUUUAGAAUAGGAACAAAAGGGAGGAAUAAAGGAGAGUUCACUAACCUCCAAGGUGUAGCAGCUUGUUCUGAAGGAAAAAUCUUAAUUGCAGACAGUAACAAUCAGUGCGUGCAGAUAUUUUCAAGUACAGGAGAGUUUCAGAGCCGGUUCGGAGUGCGUGGCCGUUUACCGGGACAGCUGCAACGGCCCACUGGAGUAGCUGUGCAUCCAAACGGGGACAUCAUCAUCGCUGACUAUGACAAUAAGUGGGUUAGCAUCUUCUCCAGUGAGGGCAAAUACAAGGCUAAGCUGGGCUCAGGAAGGCUGAUGGGUCCAAAAGGUGUAUCUGUGGAUCAGAACGGUCAUGUUAUCGUUGUGGACAACAAGGCCUGUACGGUUUUCAUCUUCCAGCCCAGCGGGAAACUCGUCACUAAGUUUGGCAGCAGAGGAAACGGUGACAGACAGUUUGCAGGCCCACACUUUGCAGCAGUCAACAACAACAAUGAAAUAAUCAUCACAGACUUUCAUAACCACUCUGUUAAGGUGUUUAAUGCAGAUGGAGAAUUCUUGAUGAAAUUUGGCUCAAAUGGUGAAGGGAACGGGCAGUUCAAUGCUCCCACAGGGGUUGCCGUGGAUGUCAAUGGGAACAUUAUUGUGGCAGACUGGGGAAACAGUCGGAUACAGGUGUUUGACGGAAGUGGAUCGUUCCUGUCCUACAUCAAUACGGCGGCAGACCCUCUAUACGGGCCGCAGGGUCUCGCGCUGACCUCAGAUGGCCAUGUUGUGGUGGCUGAUUCUGGGAACCACUGCUUUAAAGUGUACCGCUACCUGCAAUGAUAUCAGACAGACUCUGAUCUAAGACGCAAAGAGAAUCAAAGUCAUUGUAUGUGUCCAAAUCUUGCACUUAAUGUAAUGUAAUGGUAUUCUUCCUCCUUGGUUUCCACAUCUUUUUGUAUUUGUUACUAAUGUCGGAUAACCUUCUAAGAAGACCACAGCUUAUAAACACUGUUUAUGGGAUGCCUUUGCCAAACCUCCACACUACACUGUGGAAAUACUGAGACAUCAGAAUGCAUUGGUGAGUGAUCUACUACCUAAGCUGAAACUCUGCUCCUAUGUGCUGCAUGUGUGGACCAUGCAUGCGCCGCCAGCUUUUGGACACAUCCGAGCCCCAUCUGACUUCUAGGAUGCUAUUAGAACACUAUCUCAACACUUUUAUGAACCUUUUGUUAGGGAUAUGUUAUAGAGAUGCAGCCAAGAGAGCAGACAGCGAUAUCUCAUGUCUCCAAGCUUUAGGAUUCCCUCCUCGACCUGUUCGUAUUUUACAGUUGACUAAUAAAUGAUUUGUCAAAUGUUUGGAAUAACUAUGUAAUAAAGUCUUUUAUGCUCAUCAAGGCUGCAUUUAUUUAAACAAAAAUAGUAAAAACAGUAAGAUUGUCAAAUAUUAUUACAGUUUUACAAUUGUUUUCUAUUUUAAAAUGUAAUUCAUUCCUGUGAUGUAAGCUGAAUUUUCAGCAUCAUUGCUCCAGUCUUCAGUGUCACGUGAUCCUUCAGAGAUCAUUCAGAUUUUCUGCUCAAGAAACAUUUCUUAACAUUAACCAGGUUGAACAAUUGUGCUGCUUAACUAUUUUUUAUAACUUUUUGUGGCAACCAAGAUACACUACUAAACAAAACUUUGAGAUAAAGUAGAUUAAAAGAAAAGAAAUUAAUACUUUUAUUCAGCAUGGAUGCAUUCAGUUAUUCAAAAGUGAUAGUAAAGACUUUUAUAAUAUUACAAAAGAUUCAUAUUUCAAUUCUAUUAAUCAAGGAAUCCUGAAAUAAGUGUACAAAUGUUUCCACAAACAUAUACAAUAAUCCACAACAGCAAUAAUUAUUUUCAACAUUGAUAAUAAUAAGAAACAUUAUUAAUAUCCGAGCACCAAAUCAGCAUAUUAGAAUGAUUUCAGAAAGUUAUUUUAAAAAAAAUCAGAUGAUUUCUUGAUGUGACACUGAAGACUGGAGUAAUGGCUGCUGAAAAUUCACAGGAAUAAAUUACAUGUUAAAAUAUAUUCAAAAUGGAGUUAUUUUAAAUUGUAAUCGUACUUACAGUAUUUUCUUUUAAUCAAAUAUAUGCAACACUGGUGAGCAUAAGAGACUUAAAAACACUCAAUAACGUUAAAAAAAUAUCCAAAUUAUUCAAAAUCUUUAACUGGUAGUGUUGGCUGGAUUAUAAUUUCACAAACUUUGAUCAUAUUCCACUUGUGUCUGUAUAAUUAAUCGUUUUCAGUCCAAUCAGAGCAACUGCAAAAAGCAAAAUUACAGUGUGGUAUUGAAACAUCACGAAUAACAUUUGAAUAAUUUGUGGUGUGUAAUGACAUACUGUGUGUACGCGUGUAAGAGACUAACAGUAAUUACACAACGCACUGUUGCCUUGCAUACUUCCAGAAUAAAACUAGCAGCAUAUGGCUCUUUAUUUAGAUAAUAUUAGGACUCUCUAUUUUCCUUACAAAUGCUAUUAAAAACUAAAUAGCUAUAUAUUUGUGUAUUUAUCAUGAAUAAUGUUUCAAAGAAAAGAUGUUUGGGUUUCAAAUGCAAAUGCAUAGUUAAAAGCCAGACAUUUUCAAAGAAUUGAUUUUGAUUUGUCGAUCAUUCUCUUGCGUAUCCCAGGAUUCUUAGAGGCAUGAUUCACAUACUGUAGUAGUAAUGAUGUCAUACAAAUUUAAUCAUAACUGAAUGGCAAUAGUAUUUCAUCGUCAUUACAAUGGUCUUUUUUUUUUGUUCUUGCUUAUAUUCAAAUUCCAGAAUGAGUUUAUUUUGUUUGUAAAUUGUUUGUAUAUGCAUAGUGUGCUGAUUUGCUUCAUUUUCUGUAUAUGAGGAUUGUAUGUAAAGAAUGUUUUGUAUGUUCAUCAGAAAAUAAUUUUACUUAAAUGUUAUUGUUUUAUGUCUGUACAAAAAAGAUCAGCCUUAACAUUUAUCAUUGUUUUCGAGUUAUUGAUAAAAAAUGGUUUCAAUGGAAUAUUUUUUAUUUUAGUUUAUAGUUUAGUUUAUCUAGUUGAUGUGUGCCUGUUUACGAUUUAUGACAAUAAUCCUGCUUGGACUGUGUUGAUUUUUUCAAUUAAAAAUCAUUAUCGCUUCAUAUCAUGAACAUGCUAACGUACGGCGCAUUAAAAAGUGGCUUUGGAAAA